AUGGCCGUCCUUCUCGUGCCGGUAAUCGCGGCACAGCUCGCUAUGUUUUACGGCCUUGACGACUACGGGUUCGAUCAGGACGACAAAGACGAGAACCCAGCUCUUCACCGUCCGUUUCUGCUUGAUGCCUCAUUUGACGUACGCGUAUAUUUCGACGAGUUCACCUGUGUCCAGCUGGAGGAGAUCCUUGAGGUCCUCCAGGUUCCCCCAAGGACCAAAAGCCGUGACAGUGACAGGGACAACGUCGAUUCGCUUAUGCUCUGGCACACCAUUCACGUUGACAGCUCGCUCUAUACUACCUCAGCCAACGCAUCUUUCACCAGGACGAGCACCUAG
This is a messenger RNA of Linnemannia hyalina, 336 nucleotides long. The record is from the annotation of a GenBank genome assembly. NCBI's taxonomy places the organism in Eukaryota, Fungi, Mortierellomycota, Mortierellomycetes, Mortierellales, Mortierellaceae.